UAAAAAAAACAAAAAAAGUUUCUACGGGUCCAAAUGGGUUGAGAAGUUUAGAGGAACGGUUCUUUUAGGGUUCUUUACCUCAACCACGGGUUCACUGAGCGACACCCCAAUCUCCAGUUCUCCACCCUCUCCGGCCUCCGCCAUCUCCUCCGCCACAAACCCCCCACCCUCCGCCGGCAUCUCCGCUUUAUCACACUCCGCCGAUCAAGACGACGCCAUUCGCCAUCUCAAAAAUUCAAUUGUUUCCAGAUUACAAGGCCUAAAGCGGAAGCUAAAAUUUUCAAAUUACUUGACACCUGCACCAAUGGCGAUUUCUUCGUUGGCUGCUUUCUCGGUAUCCAAAACCCUAAUGAAAACAUCAACGUCCGUUCCAAGAUUAACAAUGUACAAUCACCUCAACAUAACCCACAACCAUCUUAGAUCAACGGUUCUUAAACCGAAACCCCCUCUGGCUUUCAUCUUCAAAGCACACACACCAAAAUCACUGACCUGCAACAGCUACCAACGGAACCAGAUAAAAUCCCUCUUCACAGGAAUCGUUGAAGAAAUGGGAGAAGUCAAGCAACUGGGUUACGACGAAUCCGGCCAGUCAUUUGACAUGGUAAUCCAUUCCCCAACCGUCCUGCAAGACGUCAAUCUCGGCGACAGCAUAGCCGUAAACGGGACUUGUUUAACCGUCACAGAGUUCGACACCCAACGAUUGGAGUUUAAAGUCGGGUUGGCCCCGGAGACUUUAAGAAAAACGUCGUUGAUCGAAUUGGAAAAGGGUUCGGUUGUUAAUUUAGAGAGGGCGGUGAAACCGUCGACUCGAAUGGGCGGGCAUUUUGUGCAGGGGCAUGUGGAUGGAACAGGGGAGAUUGUUUCGAUGGAACCGGAGGGGGAUUCGUUAUGGAUUAAGGUGAAAACGUCGCCGGAGAUUUUGAAGUUUAUAGUGCCGAAAGGUUUUAUUGCGGUGGAUGGGACUAGUUUGACUGUGGUUAACGUAUUUGAUGAAGAGGAGUGUUUUAAUUUCAUGUUGGUUGAGUAUACGCAGCAGAAAGUUGUGAUUCCGUUGAAGAAAGUUGGGCAGAAGGUGAAUUUGGAAGUGGAUAUAUUGGGAAAGUAUGUUGAGAGGCUUCUUAGCAGUGGAUUUGUGGACAAUAUCAAAUCAAGAUGAUCGUAUAAUCAUCUUGAUAUCGUUGUGAUUUUAGUUGAUCAAAUUUGAGGUACUCUUUUUCAGUUUUUAGUUUUAAUUUGAGCCAAAAUAUAUGUGUAUUACGCUAUCUGCAAUCUUGUGUUGAUGAUUAUAAGUUUUUUUGUCUUGA
Messenger RNA from Helianthus annuus (common sunflower), 1304 nucleotides. Its product is annotated as riboflavin synthase. Gene Ontology annotation, molecular function: riboflavin synthase activity. Gene Ontology annotation, biological process: riboflavin biosynthetic process. The record is from RefSeq and is a predicted model, not a curated record. Bases 305 to 1156 code for a protein of 283 amino acids. NCBI's taxonomy places the organism in Eukaryota, Viridiplantae, Streptophyta, Magnoliopsida, Asterales, Asteraceae. The transcript is spliced from 2 exons.